AUGAAACCAAUUAUAGACCUUGAAGUGGAGGCCAAUUCAGAAAAUGAUUCAGAUGUUUGCAGCCAGGUAGCUUCCAACUUAUCAAUGCACGAAACAUCAUACUCCGCAGCUGCAGCUCCAUCUAACGAGAGCUUGAGCAUUCGGAGUAGUUUGGCCAAUCCCGAAUCAAACCCACAACGAGUUUGCCUUAAUUUGGCGCUGUACUUCAACAGCAAUGAGCCUGAGACAAGGGACUCGGCCGGCUUGGCAGUGUCCAGCACCAGCGAGAGCAGCAACGAGCCUGCAUUGCGAACCACAGCUGCAGCCAUCCCUCGAGUGUUUUCGUGCAACUACUGCCAGCGAAAAUUCUCUACUUCGCAGGCACUCGGGGGCCACCAAAAUGCACAUAAGCGAGAAAGAAGUUUAGCCAAAAGGGCAAUGAGAUAUGCCAAUUUGGCUUCUCUACCUUUUACCGCGACACCAUUUAGGUCUCUCGGGAUCAAAGCACACUCUUCUGUCCAUCAAAACUUGGCCAUACCAAUUAGGCCGAACGAAAUUAGAAGUGGGGCAAGAUUUGAGCACGAGUAUCAUUUUGGCCUACCGAUUUUCUUAGAGGAAGAGCAAGGGGAGAUGCUUUGGCCGGGGAGUUUUCGAGAAGUGGCUGAUCAUCAGGCUGCUGGGAAUUCGAGUUUGAAUUUCAUGGAGGUGAAUUUGGAAGAUUCUGCACCAGAUUUGACAUUGAAACUUUGA
Molecule: messenger RNA, 729 nt
Organism: Carica papaya (papaya)
Lineage: Eukaryota; Viridiplantae; Streptophyta; Magnoliopsida; Brassicales; Caricaceae
Gene: ZFP4
Product: zinc finger protein 4
Source: RefSeq, a predicted model, not a curated record